Molecule: messenger RNA, 1185 nt
Organism: Quercus robur (English oak)
Lineage: Eukaryota; Viridiplantae; Streptophyta; Magnoliopsida; Fagales; Fagaceae
Product: zinc finger protein GIS2
Exons: 4
Coding region: 283-1053 (256 amino acids)
Molecular function (GO): nucleic acid binding; zinc ion binding
Source: RefSeq, a predicted model, not a curated record
GAGUCCGUAAUUUUACACAAACGCUGUCUCUGUGUGUCUGUAUCUCCCAAUAGUCCCAAAUCGCAGUCUCCGUUUUUCUGUUACCACUUUGGAUCGUACAUCAGAAUUUUAUCCACACUUCUCCUUCUCCAGCUCAAACAAACCACCAGGGGAAAGUAAGGGGUUGGGUUUGGUUUGGACUCAUGGAUGUGAUGUUGGGUGUGGUUGUAAUGUGGACAGGGAGGAGGCAGCAGCUGUGUGGUGUUGUGGUGGUGGUAGGUGUUGUUGAGGAUAUUUUUGAACAUGAGCUCUGACAGCAGGAGCAGAAGCAGGAGCAGGAGCAGGAGCCCAAUGGACCGUAAAAUCCGUUCUGAUCGCUUUUCCUAUCGUGAUGCACCUUACAGGAGAGAUUCACGUCGGGGUUUCAGCCGAGACAAUCUAUGUAAGAAUUGCAAACGUCCAGGUCAUUAUGCUAGAGAAUGCCCUAAUGUGGCAAUUUGCCACAAUUGCGGCCUGCCAGGGCACAUUGCUUCAGAAUGCACAACAAAGUCGCUAUGUUGGAACUGUCGAGAACCUGGCCACAUGGCCAGCAACUGUCCAAAUGAGGGCAUCUGCCACACCUGUGGUAAGGCUGGUCAUCGUGCUAGAGAGUGCACUGCUCCCCCACUUCCUCCUGGGGACUUGAGGUUGUGCAACAACUGCUACAAACAGGGUCAUAUUGCAGCUGACUGUACAAACGAAAAGGCAUGCAACAAUUGUAGGAAGACGGGCCACCUGGCACGUGAUUGUCCGAAUGAUCCCAUCUGCAACAUGUGCAAUGUAGCUGGGCAUGUAGCUAGGCAGUGCCCAAAAUCCAACAUUAUUGGAGAGCGGGGUGGUGGUGGUGGUGGUGGUGGUGGUGCUCGUGGUGGUGGUUACCGCGAUGUUGUAUGCAGGAACUGCCAGCAACUGGGUCAUAUGAGCAGGGAUUGCAUGGGCCCUUUGAUGAUCUGUCACAACUGUGGUGGACGGGGACAUCUGGCAUAUGAGUGUCCUUCUGGCAGGUUUAUGGAUCGCUAUCCCAGGAGGUACUAAUGAAUGGCAGCUCAUGUGCUUAGCAAUCUAUUUUCUUUGUUAUGUUUUUACCUUAAAGCAGCGGUACCUUAGUUUUUGGAUUAAUUGAAAGUUGAAACUUAAUGAAUUUAGAUGAGUGGAUUUGAAACUUUA